CCGGAGCUACAAAGAAGGGGAGAGGGAGGGAGGGAGGAGCGGCGACGGCGGCGCCGGGGGCCUCUCCGCACCCUCCCCCUGGGCAGGAGCCCCCUCGAAGCGGCCUCGGCCCCCGACGCGGGGCCGCCCCUCGGCGCCCGCGCACGCCCGCCCGCCCGGAAUGAUGAAGAAGAACAAUUCCACCAAGCGGGGGCCUCAGGAUGGAAAUCAUCAGUCUUCACCACCUGAGAAGGUCGGCUGGGUCCGGAAAUUCUGCGGGAAAGGGAUUUUCAGGGAGAUUUGGAAAAACCGCUACGUGGUGCUGAAAGGGGACCAGCUCUACAUUUCCGAAAAAGAGGUAAAAGAUGAGAAAAAUGUUCAAGAGGUGUUUGACCUGAGUGACUAUGAGAAGUGUGAAGAGCUCCGGAAAUCCAAGAGCAGGAGCAAGAAGAACCAUAGCAAGUUCACUAUUGCCCACUCCAAACAGCCUGGGAACACGGCACCCAACUUGAUCUUCCUGGCAGUGAGUCCAGAAGAGAAGGAAUCAUGGAUCAACGCCCUCAACUCCGCCAUCACCCGAGCCAAGAACCGCAUCUUGGAUGAGGUCACCGUUGAGGAGGACAGCUAUCUCGCACACCCAACUCGAGACAGGGCAAAAAUCCAGCACUCCCGCCGCCCCCCAACUCGGGGACACCUAAUGGCUGUGGCUUCAACCUCUACCUCGGAUGGCAUGCUGACCCUGGACCUGAUCCAGGAGGAAGACCCUUCCCCUGAGGAACCAACCUCCUGUGCUGAGAGCUUUCGGGUCGACCUGGACAAGUCUGUGGCCCAGCUGGCAGGCAGCCGGCGGAGAGCAGACUCAGACCGCAUCCAGCCCUCCUCGGACCGGGCAAGCGGCCUUCCCCGACUUUGGGAAAAGCCAGACAGAGGGGCCACGUACACCCCCCAGGCACCCAAGAAGUUGAGCCCCGCAGAAAAAGGCCGCUGUGCCUCCCUGGAGGAGAUCCUGUCUCAGCGGGACACUGCUGCAGCCCGCAUCCUCCAACUGCAGGCCCAGGAUCCCCAGACCCCCAUCCCACCCCACCCGGGGCAGCUGUCCCGGAUCCAGGACCUGGUAGCAAGGAAACUGGAGAAGACUCAGGAGCUGCUGGCAGAGGUUCAGGGACUGGGAGACGGGAAGCGAAAGGCCAAGGACCCCCCUCGGUCUCCUCCCGAUUCUGAGUCAGAACAGCUGCUGCUGGAGACAGAGAGGCUGCUGGGAGAGGCGUCAUCGAAUUGGAGCCAGGCGAAGAGGGUGCUGCAAGAAGUCAGGGAGCUGAGGGACCUGUACAGACAGAUGGACCUGCAGACCCCCGACUCCCACCUCAGACAGCCCAGCCAGUAUAGCCAGUACCGGAAGAGCCUGAUGUAGAGGAAGGUGACAGAGUCUGGAACGUGUGGGGGUGGACAGACUUUAUCUCCAAGUGUUGCAGGAUACAGCUUUUUUAUUUACCUCAGUCAAAAAAGAAAACAAAAACACGAUC
Molecule: messenger RNA, 1502 nt
Organism: Kogia breviceps (pygmy sperm whale)
Lineage: Eukaryota; Metazoa; Chordata; Mammalia; Artiodactyla; Physeteridae
Gene: PLEKHO1
Product: pleckstrin homology domain containing O1
Biological process (GO): regulation of myoblast fusion
Cellular component (GO): muscle cell projection membrane; ruffle membrane
Source: RefSeq, a predicted model, not a curated record